Molecule: messenger RNA, 2361 nt
Organism: Zophobas morio
Lineage: Eukaryota; Metazoa; Arthropoda; Insecta; Coleoptera; Tenebrionidae
Product: ankyrin-1-like
Exons: 1
Coding region: 79-2361 (760 amino acids)
Molecular function (GO): protein binding
Source: RefSeq, a predicted model, not a curated record
GUAAUUUUUCUUUUGACUAUGAUCAAAAAACGCCCCAAAUUCCAUAUAAUGCGGUAGCAACGACCCUCUUAACCAAGAAUGGUAUUUCGUCGCCGUGCAGUCCCUGUUCACCUAGCAGUAGAAUCCGGAGAUUUCCCCAAAGUAAGGGAACUCAUCGAACAUAAACCACACAUAAUCCACUCUCGAACACAAAGCGAAGGAAAGUCGCCCCUCUACAUCGCGUGCGAAAAAGGCCACCUAGAAAUCGUCAAGUACUUGCUCGACUGGGGCGCCGAUGUCAACGUCAGGACUCUCACCGGUCUUUCACCUUUGUACAUAGCAUCUCGAAACGGACACUUCGAGAUUGUUAAGAACCUCGUCUUCAGAGGUGCGAACAUCAACACUCUCACUAGGAGUGGAGUGACUCCUUUAUUGACAGCUUUAACAAGAGGCCACGACCAAAUUUUCGUGUUUUUGUGUGACCAAGGGGCAAAUUUGGACCAGGAGUACCGCAAAGGCAAAAUUUUGCAUAGAGUGGUAUCAGGGGGGAAAUUGCCUCUGGUGAGGUUCUUGGUGGAAGAGAAACAAAUGAAUGUGAAUGUUGUAGGACCAAAACACCUGACACCUCUUUAUAAAGCGGCGUCAAAAGGGUACACAGAAAUAGUAAAAUUGUUAGUUAACCGAGAAGCUAAUGUUGACGCAGUGGUGCUCAAGAGUGGUACCCCUCUAUACAUAGCGGCCAAAAAAGGGUACUUGGAUAUUGUCAAAGUGCUCGUUUCGAGAGGAGCUGAGGUCAAUCUUGUGGCACCAGGAAACAAGUGCACGCCUUUGUAUGCAGCAGUGUCUUCCAAGAGAGAAGAAAUUGUAGAGUUUCUUCUGCAUCACGAUGUCGACGUGAACCAAGAGUCGAAAAAAGAUGGAAAUACGCCCUUGCAUGUAGCAGCUGAAGCUGGAAACUUAUACAUGGUGAAACUCCUAGUCAACAAUAAGGCUAAACUAGAAACUAUUAACAAAAGAGGAGUAACACCGCUCAGGCUAGCCGAAAAGCACAGACACUACCACGUUGUGGAUUUCUUGAAACAAAGAAGUGCGUUUGUGAGGAAAUACAAAGCCCGCAGAGACCACAUCCUUGUAGCGGUAGAAAAAGGUAAAGAAGAUUUCAUCCAGUGGUACCUAGAAGGAGACAAAACCUUAGUUAACCUAGUAGAUGAUAAAGGUAACACUCCUCUACAUAAAGCAGCAGAAUAUGGUGAAAUGGCAAUUGCCAGACGACUAGUACAAGCAGGUGCCAACGUCAACGCUUUAAGUAAAAUUGGCCACACUCCACUUUCUCUUGCCAUAAAGACCUACAACCACGACAUGGUGGAAUACCUCCUUCAAAACCACGCCGAUGUUUAUGUUAACAUCACCACCGCAACCCUCUGUGCAGCUUUGGACGCAGCAAUAAUGAACGACAACAUCAACAUAGUGCAAAGUUUAGUGUCAAGAAAAUUCGACGUGAACUUUCACCUCUUCGAUGGAGACACUCUCCUCCACAAGGCAACGCACUACGGCCAAGAAGAAAUUGUCAAGUAUUUGGUCCAAAACCACGCCGUUCUCAAUAUUGUCAACAAGAAAGGGUUAACACCACUAUGUUGCGCUUGCAACGAAGGACACUCGGAGAUCGUAGAAUUCUUUUUAAACAAUCGAACUGACGUCAAUGUUUUUGGACCGAAGGGCUACACACCGUUGUAUGGGGCAGUUGCGAACAACCAUUUGGACAUAGUGCAAAUGCUAUUAAAAACUAAAGCUGCUGUCAAUAUAACCUUCGACAACGGCGAAACUGCUUUACACCAAGCGGCUUACCACGGCAAUACAGAAAUUCUAAACGAGUUGAUUCAAGUGGGGAAGGCUAAAGUGAAUGUUGUUAGUAAAAAGGGCUUCACGCCUUUGUACUUCGCAGCUAGAGAAGGCCACUGGAAAACUGCUAAGUCUCUGAUACAUUUCAAAGCGGAUAUCAAUCUAGGCAAAGCCUUAGGUUUUGCUCCCUUGUACGGUGCGGCGGCUAGUGGAUGUCUAGAAAUCGUGGAAUAUCUAGUGGAUCUAGGGGUCAUUGUUACUGAUUCUUUCAUUGGUGGUAAUAAAGCUUUGCAUCACGCAGCACUACACGGUCACCUUAAUAUUGUUCAGUACUUGUUACAAAAGGGUGCUGAUAUUAACGCGAUCAAUAACGAAGGGAUGACGCCGAUUUGUUUAGCUGCGAAAGAAGAACAUAUGGAUGUUGUUAAAUUUUUGCUGGAUCAAAAUGCUCUAAUCAAAAUAGGGCAUCAAGCUGACUUGAUCCAUGUGGUUAGAAGCACCGGAAAUGAAAAACUAAUCAAACUAAUUUUUAAGUAUCGAUAA